Messenger RNA from Colletotrichum navitas, 2228 nucleotides. Its product is annotated as zinc finger protein Yan. Gene Ontology annotation, cellular component: preribosome, large subunit precursor. NCBI's taxonomy places the organism in Eukaryota, Fungi, Ascomycota, Sordariomycetes, Glomerellales, Glomerellaceae. Gene Ontology annotation, biological process: ribosomal large subunit biogenesis. The transcript is spliced from 2 exons. Bases 453 to 2135 code for a protein of 560 amino acids. The record is from RefSeq and is a predicted model, not a curated record. Gene Ontology annotation, molecular function: nucleic acid binding; zinc ion binding.
CGAUCCCCCGAAACCCCAAAAAGGGAUCACCUACUCCGUGCUUCGGGAAGACAACACUGCCCCCACUUAGCAGGGCAGCAACUGCCAGGAACACGCUAAAGGUUCAAGCCUGCCAGUGGCACAACAUUUCAGGACAGGCCCGACCCAAGGGCUCUAAACUGCAGGUGACGUGCCUAUCACGUCCCUCCAAACCCCCGCCUAACCCACUAAAGCCCUGGCGAAUUUUCCCUUUGCCUUUUAAAAUCAUUUCCCCUCCAUCCGCCCGACUUUGACGCACCUGCACCGCCGGGACGCUCAUCUUUUGCCUCCCUUCUUCCUCUUCUUUUGCGCAUCCUGCACCUUUACAAUUGCGCGCAAUCAUACUCCCUAUUCCUUCGGAUUCUUGGAAUAGCCGCGCCAACACAGGAACCGACACCAAACGCAGAUCACGUCCUUCGCACACGACAUUCACUAUGGCGAGUGUCGAUGUCGCUGCCCUCGGUGCCAUUCCCGUAAAUGGAGGGGCAACCGCCGCUUCGCAUCCCUACACCUGCAACACCUGCUCUGUUGCGUACCGAAAUAUCGACCUGCAGAGAGGUCACAUGAAGAGCGACUGGCAUCGAUACAACCUCAAGCGCAGAGUCGCCUCCCUUCCUCCUAUCUCCUCCGAAGUCUUCAACGAGAAGGUUCUACAGGCACGCGCCGUUCAGACGGCCGAGGCAGAGAAGGCCUUGUUCGAGCGUAGCUGUGAUGCGUGCCAGAAGUCGUACUCGAGCGAGAAUGCGUACCAGAACCAUCUCACGAGCCAGAAGCAUAAGGUCCGCGUCGCUGCAAUUGCUAGACGCAAAGGUGGCGUCACCGAUGAUGCCAGUUCUGUCAUGAGCUCUACCUUCUCCCUCGGCGAGCCUAUCGCUGUCGACAAGGAGAACGAGUUGGAUUCCGAGGCCGAGGAGGAGUUCACCCAGGUUGUCGAGGGUCUCAAGAAGGCCAACAUUCAUGAGCCCCACGACGAGCGCCCGUCCCCCGUCAAGCGUCCCUCCAACCCCCACUUGUCUGCUCAGAGCCAGCGCGCCAGCGAUGAUGCCACCAUUAACCGCGAGUCCGACUCCACCACUCCCGUUCCGUCUAAGCCGGAGAUCUCCUGGAGCACAAAGUCCUGCCUUUUCUGCAAUUACGAGUCACCCAAUGCCCCACUCAACGCCAACCACAUGGAGCGAUUCCACGACAUGUUCAUCCCCGAGAAGCAGUACCUGGUCGACCUUGAGGGUCUGCUGCAGCACCUUCAGGAGCGCAUCCACGAGGGUCACCAGUGCUUAUACUGCUUCAAGACCAAGAAGACGGCAUUCGCCGUACAGACCCACAUGCGUGACAAGGGACACUGCAAGAUCCCCUACGACACCGAGGAGGUCCAGCUGGAUAUUGGUGACUUCUACGAUUUCCGCAGCACUUACUCCGAUGACGACGAGUCGGACGACGACGAGGCUGAGCAGAACGGCGGGGCCAAGCUGGGUCUGAAGCGUCCCACGAAGCUGGUUGGUGAAGACGGCGAGGAGGUCGAAGAAGGCGCGGAGGAUGGAUGGGAGACGGACAGUUCAGCCUCUUCUCUCGACUCGGCCGACUUGACAGCCUUCACUGCGGAUGGCCGCUACGAGCAAUUUGAGCGUCUAGACAAGCACCCUCACCACGCUCGUGACGACCCUCGCAAUCACCACCAGGCGGAUGGCUGGCACUCUCAUGCCCACAAGCACACCCGUGCGGUCUUCUACGAUGAAUACGAGCUUCACCUGCCGUCUGGCAGGGCAGUUGGUCACCGCUCUCACAACCGAUACUUCAGACAAAAUCUCCACAACUACCCCACUGCAGAGGAACGUAAGGAGCGCCUGGCUAUCGAGGCAGGCUCGGGCGAUGAGAUGGAUGUGGAUGGCAGAGAGGUUGCCACCACCGGUGACCGGAAGACUCGGAACCACCGUGCCUUGGCUCGCAGAGAUGCUGCGGGCAUGGCUGGUGCGACUGACAAGCAGAAGCGUGUCGUCAGACAGGAGGAGAUCAGAGGUCGCAGCAACGCCACCCGUCACCAGAAGCGUUACGACUACGGAGUUAGCGUGAAGCUCAAUAACCAGAAGAACUUUUACUACCGCUACCAGGCCGGUGGUUGAUCCAUUCGCCACUAGAUGCGGAGGGAGUUCGGCUGGUUGGUUUUUCUUUUUUUUUCUUUUUUUACAAAUGGAAUUGAAUUGGUAUGCAUGAUG